AUGCUAAACAGCAACCCUCUGGAAUUUAUUUACAGCAAUGAGGAUCCGGCUACAUAUUUGCACUACGAUGGAACCAGAACAACUCCUGACUUACCCUUGGCUUCAAGAGACAUCAACGAGCAUACACGCCGCAAAAUAACUAACGAUCCUGCUUCUGGCCACAAAGCAGUCAUUGCUAGCAAAAUAAUUGACGAUCCUGGUUCUGGUCACAAACCAGUCCGUGAAAUAAUUGACGAUCCUGGUUCUGGUCACAAACCAGUCACCGCACAAUAA
Messenger RNA from Rodentolepis nana, 273 nucleotides. The record is from the annotation of a GenBank genome assembly. NCBI's taxonomy places the organism in Eukaryota, Metazoa, Platyhelminthes, Cestoda, Cyclophyllidea, Hymenolepididae.